Molecule: messenger RNA, 1315 nt
Organism: Oryza brachyantha (malo sina)
Lineage: Eukaryota; Viridiplantae; Streptophyta; Magnoliopsida; Poales; Poaceae
Exons: 3
Coding region: 38-904 (288 amino acids)
Cellular component (GO): nucleus
Molecular function (GO): polyubiquitin modification-dependent protein binding
Source: RefSeq, a predicted model, not a curated record
GGAAGGGAAGCCCACUCGAUUCUCCAAGCCACCGCCGAUGGCCGCCGGCGACACCGCCGCUCCGGCGGUGACCAAGAUCUCCAUCUCCGGCGCGGCCCUCGCCGCGCUCCUCCAGCGCUGCGCGAUGGCCAACGGAGGCUGCGACGGCCUCCUCUCCGGCCGCGCCUCGAGCGUCCCGCCCCCGGCUCCUUCCCUCUCCGACUACGACGACCACGCGCCGGCCCAGUCCGCCCCCGCCAUGUCCAUCUCCAUCUCCGGCCAUUCAUCCCUCUCCCGCCCCUCCACCCUCUCCGACCCCCUCGGUCGCUUCCAGCCCUCCCCCGCUGCCGGCCCCGCCACGAUCGGCUUCUUCUCCUCCCGCCGCCGCACCGCUCUCCGCCCCUCCAUGCGCGAGCUCUCCCUCGCCCGCUCCCUCUCCAAAGCCCUUGCGCUCAACCACCCCCUCCUUUUCCUCCUCGUCUCCUCCUCCUCCUCCCCCAACCUCUCCACUCACACCUACGACCACCGCGCCUUCCUCCUGAUCGACUCCCGCCUCGUCCCGACCUCGCUCGACGUCGCCAAUGUCGGCCCCGGCUUUCGGGACCAGUACCACUCCUUUGCCCCCGAGUCUCCGAUGCCCUGGCUGCCACUUCCAUGGCCCUCACCGUCGGCAGCAGCAGACGGCACGGACACCAUUGGGGAGCAGAAUGCGGUGGAUGGGAUGGUGGGCGGGUUUAGGCUAGGGAAGCUGCAGGGGAUCAUGGGCUCUGCGGCAGCACAGGUGGCGGAGAUCGAUGGAAUGUAUGUAGGAAUGCUCAGGAGGUUGGAGAAGCUUGCCAGGGAGGUGGAGAAGAGCAAUCUCCUUGUUCUUAAGCAGGAAAACCGGAACCUGCUGCUGAGGUCCAGGUAUGCGGGAUUGGAAUAGCAUCAAAGCCUAUUUGGUCUUAGCGAGUGUGUAUCAUAAUCAAAAAUAUAUCAGUGCCAGUUUCCACGCUAAAGUCUUGAUUGUGGCUUCAGCUUCGCUUAAGCUGGUUCUGAAGGAGGAGGCGAGAAUCGUGACUCGUGACCACUUUGUAUGGAAGAAUCCAAGAAGGUGCAUGGUACCGAGGAUGAGAACGAGGGAACGCCAUGCGGAAAACUGGUGUGGAAAUGAAAAACUUAUGUCGUCUGGUAUGCGAUGAAGCAGGUUGAGUUGUCAAUUGCGUCACCAUCAACACCCUUGUAGUACUAUUUCUUCUUUCCUUUGUCAUUGUCCAUGUUGGCUCGGUCUAGCCUGUUUUGUUUGUUAUGACAGCAGCUGUAGCCAAGGUUCGUAAUGUCAUGAUUAUCACCGUGG